Messenger RNA from Scomber scombrus (Atlantic mackerel), 1308 nucleotides. Its product is annotated as serine/threonine-protein kinase pim-1-like. Gene Ontology annotation, molecular function: ATP binding; protein serine/threonine kinase activity. The transcript is spliced from 10 exons. Lineage: Eukaryota; Metazoa; Chordata; Actinopteri; Scombriformes; Scombridae. The annotation marks the transcript as partial. The record is from RefSeq and is a predicted model, not a curated record. Gene Ontology annotation, biological process: regulation of mitotic cell cycle; negative regulation of apoptotic process; protein autophosphorylation. Gene Ontology annotation, cellular component: cytoplasm.
CAACCCUCUACAGAUGAGGCUGCCACCUCCUCAUCAACAAGCACUGGCCAACCUGAAAUCAGAACUGAAUUUACGGCCAAGUACGAGGAAAAGGAGCUGCUGGGUGAAGGAGGCUACGCUAUGGUCUAUGCAGGACUUCGAAAAAUUGACAAUCUGCCUGUGGCGAUCAAACAUAUUCCACAGCCCAUUGUUGAGCGCAUCCCAUUGCAUGCGAAUGACAGCAACAUCCCCCUGGAGGUGGCAUUGUUAAUGGCAGUAGGAGCUGGACCAGACUCAACAUCCUGCAAUGUAACCCCACUCCUGCUGGACUGGUACGACCUGGACGACGAAUUAAUCAUGGUUCUGGAGAGACCCGUCCCCUGCAUGGACCUCAUUGAUUACAUUGACCAGAUGGAUACCCUCAUUGAUGAGCAAGAAGUUCUACCUCUACAGAGACAGCUGGUGAAUGCAGCCUUGGAGAUGCAUUCAAAAGGAGUUUUCCAUCGGGACAUAAAGCUGGACAACGUUCUUAUUGAAACAGCUUCUGAUGUCCCGAGGCUAAGAUUCAUUGACUUUGGCUGUGGAACAACAGAGAUAGAUGCAGUGCAAACUGUGGAACAAGGGACUUUAUCGUACACUUCCCCGGAAUGGUUUAGGCUUCGAAGAUACACGGCAGGUCCCACCACAGUGUGGCAGAUGGGGGUGGUGCUGUAUGGCUUACUGCACCUGAGACUCCCUUUUGGCAAUCCCCGGGAGAUCAUCUACUGCAAUCCCCGAAUUCGAGCUGACCUUUCUGAUGAAUGCAAGGACUUUUUGAGGAGGUGUCUGGCCAAACGCCCAGAGGAUCGACUUCCCUUGGAGACCCUUCCAGAUCACCCUUGGCUGAGAUCAGAACUCAGCCAGUCCAGCAAGAACCAGCAGUCCCACAGCUCCAACGUCCCUUCAUCCCUGCAUCCUUUCUUCACCCCAGGCUUCUACUUUUGCUGUCCCCUCUCCAGUGGCCACCGCGGCUCCACCCCUGAUGGUAUCAACUUCAGCUGCCCCAAUCGUAACUAUGCCGGCGGCCCCCCGGGGCCAGAGCUGGACGACUACAUAUCCAUGAUUCUCGAUCUUUCAUUGCGAUUCGGAGGAACCCGGGGUCAUCAACACGGACCAGAUGACGAGACAGCUCCCCCACCCAGAGUCUCAUUCCACACAGGUUCACACCCACCUAGAAGAUUGGUACUACAUCCUGCACCUCCUCCCGUCUACCUGGCACCCGGCUUCAACCUUUUCCUUCAUACUACACCCUACACCUCUAUCUCUUCCUACCCCUCCCUUUACCUCUGA